This is a messenger RNA of Brachypodium distachyon (stiff brome), 912 nucleotides long. RefSeq names its product eukaryotic translation initiation factor 5A-2. The record is from RefSeq and is a predicted model, not a curated record. Lineage: Eukaryota; Viridiplantae; Streptophyta; Magnoliopsida; Poales; Poaceae. The transcript has 6 exons. Bases 189 to 671 code for a protein of 160 amino acids. Gene Ontology annotation, biological process: positive regulation of translational elongation; positive regulation of translational termination. Gene Ontology annotation, molecular function: translation elongation factor activity; ribosome binding; RNA binding.
UUCAGACUUCAGAGUAGAAGUGCAAAGAGAACACGUGGUUAUAUAAAUGUACUUGAGCCCUAGUGCUAGCAGAUUCGCCGCGAGCUUAUCGCUUAUCAUCAGAGCCCCUCCCUCUCCUCCUGCCCCCCCUACCCUUGUGUCGCGAUCCAUCCAAACCAGCAGCGGGGGUGCUUGAAGCGAAGGUCGCCAUGUCGGACUCCGAGGAACACCAAUUCGAGUCCAAGGCCGAUGCGGGCGCGUCCAAGACCUACCCGAUGCAGGCCGGUGCCAUCCGCAAGAACGGCCACAUUGUCAUCAAGAACCGCCCCUGCAAGGUGGUUGAGGUUUCUACCUCGAAGACUGGUAAGCACGGUCAUGCUAAGUGUCACUUUGUUGCCAUAGAUAUCUUCAAUGGUAAAAAGCUUGAGGAUAUUGUUCCAUCAUCCCAUAACUGUGAUGUUCCACAUGUGGACCGCACUGAGUAUCAGCUGAUUGACAUAUCAGAGGAUGGAUAUGUGAGCCUUCUUACUGACAAUGGUAACACUAAGGAUGAUCUUAAACUCCCAACUGAUGAGAAUAUCCUGCGUCAGAUUAAUGAAGGAUUUGCGGAGGGUAAGGAUCUUGUGCUGACCGUCAUGUCGGCCAUGGGGGAGGAGCAGAUCUGUGCGCUAAAGGACGUCGGCCCCAGGUAACUUCCUCAUGUCGGCCAUGGGGGAGGGAUCCAUUAUAUGUAUCAACAAGGAAUGCUGUCGAGACAUUCACCUAAGCCUGAGACGAGUGCAGUGAUUGCUGGGUAUAGCAUGUCUGAUUUUCCUGUGGUUUUAUUAUGUGCUUGGUAAUAUCAAUAAUUGAUUGAUUUGGAGACGACGGUGGAAACUGUAUGCCAGACAAAAUGAGAAAUUACUAUUGUGGAUUUCAUGUGUGUGCUUCCUC